AGCCAGUGGAGUUCCUUCUCUUUCACAUAUCUUUCAUCAUGUCCAAGAAGGCCAAGUCCGCUCCCAAGGUUCAGGAGAACAUCUCGCUCGGUCCCCAGGUCCGUGGCGAUGAGGAAGUUUUCGGUGUUGCUCACAUCUUCGCCUCGUUCAACGAUACCUUUGUCCACGUCACUGAUUUGACCGGCCGUGAAACCAUCUCCCGUGUUACUGGAGGUAUGAAGGUCAAAGCUGAUCGUGAUGAAGCUUCUCCUUACGCCGCCAUGUUGGCUGCUCAGGAUGUCGCUGUCAAGUGCAAGGAGGUUGGUGUCACCGCCCUCCACAUCAAGCUCCGUGCUACAGGUGGUAACCGCUCCAAGACCCCAGGUCCUGGUGCCCAGGCUGCCCUCCGUGCCUUGGCUCGUGCUGGCAUGAAAAUUGGUCGCAUUGAGGAUGUCACUCCUACUCCCACUGACUCUACUCGCAAAAAGGGUGGUCGUCGUGGUCGUCGUCUGUAAAAAGUUGCUGCUAUCAACAUCUAUUAUCGGAUCAUGUCUUUUGUCGCUUCGAAGGUUCUUACGACAUGACUGUGAUGGAGCAGGAGCAGUUCUUUAUUGACUUUGCCAAUAAACGUGAUAGAACAAAUAUUCAUCCAGUAAAACUCUAAAAUUUGCACCAAUGUUUAUAAUAUAAAAACUCCAUUAAAAAAAAA
Molecule: messenger RNA, 688 nt
Organism: Lobosporangium transversale
Lineage: Eukaryota; Fungi; Mortierellomycota; Mortierellomycetes; Mortierellales; Mortierellaceae
Product: 40S ribosomal protein S14
Exons: 3
Coding region: 39-494 (151 amino acids)
Biological process (GO): translation; maturation of SSU-rRNA from tricistronic rRNA transcript (SSU-rRNA, 5.8S rRNA, LSU-rRNA); ribosomal small subunit assembly
Cellular component (GO): cytosolic small ribosomal subunit; ribosome
Molecular function (GO): mRNA 5'-UTR binding; structural constituent of ribosome; small ribosomal subunit rRNA binding
Source: RefSeq, a predicted model, not a curated record